Messenger RNA from Psylliodes chrysocephalus, 1231 nucleotides. The record is from the annotation of a GenBank genome assembly. Lineage: Eukaryota; Metazoa; Arthropoda; Insecta; Coleoptera; Chrysomelidae.
UGAUGACAUGACACUGACACAUGUAUUUUGAUUUGUGCCGAUUUUUUUGCUUUUGGAAGUGCUGAGUGGUGAAACAUUUCCAAAAUUUUAAUUUUUAUAAUCAAACGUAAAAAUACAAAUUUCUAGUGGACUAAAAUGUCCGACAUAGCCAACCUUAAAGAUGCUUUCACUUGCAUUUCUUGUCGAGUGGCGUUUAAAGAUGCACAAUUACAAAGAUCGCACUACAAAACAGAUUGGCACAGGUAUAAUUUAAAAAGAAAAGUGGCCGACUUGCCCCCAGUAACAUCAGAAGAGUUCCAAUUAAGAGUCCUCAAUCAACGCAAUGCUGAUGAAAUGGAGAAGCAAGAUAAAAGCGUAUACUGCUCUGCUUGUUGCAAGAUGUUUUCCAAUCAAAAUGCCUAUGAUAACCAUUUGAAUUCCAAGAAGCAUAAAGAAAAUGAGAAAAACAAGAUAGAGGAAGAUACUCUUUCAGACAAAAGUCCAAAAAUUAUUGAAGAAGAUGAGUCAGUCUCUGAUGUAGAAGAAGUUGAUUCAGAUGAAUGGGAUGAAAUGUCUGAAAAUCCAAUUGAUAAUAAUAACUGUUUAUUUUGUUCACACCACAGUGGUAAUUUCUAUAAAAAUUUGGAGCACAUGACUAUCUCUCAUUCUUUCUUUAUACCCGAUAUUGAGUACUGUACAGACGUGGAAGGCUUGUUAAGAUAUUUAGGAGAAAAAGUUUCAGAGGGUUUCAUGUGCCUUUGGUGCAACGAAAAGGGAAAAACGUUUCACACUGCAGAAUCAGCUAAACAGCAUAUGGUGGACAGGGGUCAUUGCAGAAUGAUUCAUGAAGGUAUAGCAUUAGCAGAAUAUGCAGAUUUUUAUGAUUACUCCACUUCCUAUCCAGAUGCUGAAAAAGACAAUGUCGAUGUUGAUGAAGAAGUUCCUUCUGCUGAGUUAGAUGGUUCAGAUUACCAGUUAGUUUUACCUUCUGGUGCUGUAGUCGGCCAUCGUAGUCUUAUGAAGUACUACAAGCAAAGCUUAAAUCCUAAUAAGGCCGUAGCAAUUCCAUCUAAGAAUAAUAAGAAGUUGCACAAAGUUUUGGCGCAUUAUAGAGCCCUGGGUUGGACUGAGACACAACAAGUAGCAGCUGCAAGGAAAGCAAGGGAUUUGCACUUCUUGAAGAGGAUGCACUACAACACAAAAAUGGGAAUGAAAAAUAACACCAUACUUCAGAAGCAUUUUAGAAGACAAG